AUGGGUUGUAUAGGGUCAAAGGUUGAUCCCCAGGAGAAAGACGCCGCACAACAAAAUGCACGUAUUGAACGGCAGCUGCGACAGGACAGAAAACAACAAUCUAAAACUGUCAAGAUUCUCCUUCUUGGUGCUGGUGAAUCUGGUAAAUCUACUAUUAUCAAACAAAUGCGAAUCAUUCACUCGAGUGGAUUCCAGGAUGAUGAACGAAUCCAAGUCAAGGCAGUCAUUUACUCCAACCUGAUCGUCGCCUUCCGAGUCCUCAACGAGAUCAUGCAAGACGAGAAGAUUGAAUUUGCCAGUGAUGAGAAUGAGACAUACAGCGAACUUCUGGAUGGCAUCGAUGCUGACGUUGAUGCACAUGAGGCAUUCCGGGACAAGAACGUGAAAGACGCCAUGAUAGCGCUAUGGAAGGACACCGGAGUUCAAAAAGCCGUUUCCAAAGGUCACGAAUUUGCGCUCCAUGACAACCUGAAUUACUACUUCCAGAGUAUUGAUCGCAUGUUCGAAUCUGAUUGGAUUCCCAGCGAUCAAGACGUGCUUCAUGCUCGUCUUCGAACUACGGGCAUCACCGAAACCGUCUUCGACCUUCGCGAGCUGACUUUCCGCAUGAUGGACGUCGGUGGUCAAAGAUCGGAGCGCAAGAAAUGGAUACACUGUUUCGAGGGCGUGCAAUGCCUUUUGUUCAUGGCCGCUUUAUCUGGUUACGACCAAUGCCUCGUUGAAGAUGUCAACGCCAACCAAAUGCAUGAAGCUCUCAUGCUUUUUGAAUCGCUGGUUAAUGGAGAAUGGUUCAAAGACAAGCCGAUUAUCUUGUUCUUGAACAAAAUCGAUCUUUUCAGAGAGAAGCUCCCCAUUUCUCCGCUUUCAGCACAGUUCCCAGAUUAUCAAGGCAAAGACGGUGAUGAAGAGGCGGCCAAACAAUUCUUUGCGAAUCGCUUCCGCGCCAUCAACCGGAAUAGCGACCGAGAAAUUUACAUCCACUUCACCAAUGCGACAGAUACCAAUCUGUUGAAAGCCACCAUGGAAGAUGUGCAAGACAUCUUGAUCCAAAAGAACCUUCAAAGACUUGUUUUGUAA
Molecule: messenger RNA, 1077 nt
Organism: Exophiala bonariae
Lineage: Eukaryota; Fungi; Ascomycota; Eurotiomycetes; Chaetothyriales; Herpotrichiellaceae
Exons: 2
Coding region: 1-1077 (358 amino acids)
Biological process (GO): G protein-coupled receptor signaling pathway
Cellular component (GO): heterotrimeric G-protein complex
Molecular function (GO): GTP binding; G protein-coupled receptor binding; GTPase activity
Source: RefSeq, a predicted model, not a curated record